AUGCCACUUUUGUUAAUUACUUCGUUAAUACUUGUGAAAGGAUUGACAGUUGUCUAUUGCAAUGAAAAUGAUGCAGGAUGUAAGGCGACUGAGGAAAGCAAUUACAGUGAUCUUUUAAAGCUGAUUCGCCUUGAAGAGAAGUUGCACAAGCACGAAACAAUCAUUCAGGAGCAGGGGAAACAAAUAGAGAGUCUUAAAAAUAGAACUGAGGAAGAUGGAGCUACGUAUAUUCGUUGGGGACGAACAACGUGUCCCAGUGGGGCAACAGUAGUAUACACAGGAUACAAAGCAGGAUCGUAUUAUUUACACACAGGUGGAGCAUCAAAUCCGUUAUGUCUAACUUCAAAACCAACUUGGGAAAAAUUUACAGGGAAGGGAGAAAAAUACGGAGCCUUCAUUUACGGGGCUGAAUACGCAACGUAUGAGUAUAGCAUGUGGUACUAUCUUCAAAACAACGAUGUUCCAUGCAUUGUUUGUCGCGUCCCUUCUAACGACGUACUAAUGGUACCCGGUACUAAGAUUUGCCCGCGGCCUUACUCUCUACAAUACAAAGGUUAUUUGAUGGCGGGACAUUAUUCACAUGCGGCUCCUAGUGAAUUCAUAUGUGUUGAUGGUGAUCCGGAAACAAUAAACAGGAGCUAUGAAGAUAAGGAGGGUUAUUUACUUUACUUUGUUCAAGCAAUAUGCGGUUCCCUUUCAUGCGGACCUUACAUAGAAAAUAGAGAGGUUACUUGCGCUGUGUGCUCAUUCUCGUUAUAGAAGUUUACGAACUGCAAAACUGAUAAAAUUAACAAAAAUUGUUGAAUGGCAUUUACAAUUUGUCAUUCAAUGCCUUUGCCUGCGUUUACAUAUUUUGUAUUAAUUUGGUUUGGUUUAAAUCAGUAUCAUGCAAUUUUAAAACAUGCCAU
Messenger RNA from Ruditapes philippinarum (Manila clam), 908 nucleotides. RefSeq lists its product as uncharacterized. NCBI's taxonomy places the organism in Eukaryota, Metazoa, Mollusca, Bivalvia, Venerida, Veneridae. The transcript is spliced from 2 exons. The coding region runs from base 1 to 759 and encodes 252 amino acids. The record is from RefSeq and is a predicted model, not a curated record.